AUGGCGAGGGGCAGGCGACAGACACGCGGGGAUCAGAGAAACCUCCCCACCCAGCCCAGCCCAGCCCUGCCCCCCGAAUCCAUCCAGCCCAGCCUAGUACCCUUCCCCACCCACCCAGCCAAGCCCAGUAUCACCAGUCCUCCCUAUCCAUCAGCCCAGCCCAGUACCCUUCCCCAUCCACUCAGCCCAGCCCAGUAUCCCAAGUCCCCCUACCCAUCCAGUGGCCAGUUCUUCUUGAUGUCUGAGGAACUCUUAACACAAAGCAGUUCAUUAGUCCACGAGUGCAUUUCCCUUUACUCUGCAGACACAGCACUCCCUGGACUCUGUGACAUCACUAAUCAGGCACCUCAGCACUUUGACUAA
This is a messenger RNA of Portunus trituberculatus (swimming crab), 363 nucleotides long. RefSeq lists its product as uncharacterized. The coding region runs from base 1 to 363 and encodes 120 amino acids. The record is from RefSeq and is a predicted model, not a curated record. Lineage: Eukaryota; Metazoa; Arthropoda; Malacostraca; Decapoda; Portunidae. The transcript is spliced from 3 exons.